UUCUCUUAUCACAUCACAGGGCUGCCUGAGGACAAGAUUUACCCAUUUAAUUUUUUUAAAUUUUGCUCUGUGAACCACAAUGACUCUACAAGUUCAAGUACCCACCUCGAGAUUUAGAAGCAGGAUUUGUCGCUAAACAUAAACAUAAUUGGUGUUCUAGUUUGGGUACAAACGUUAGACAAAGUUUGAAGAGGUUGGUCGGGAGAUUAAUCAUGCGAGGGUGGCCUAAAUGCAGAGAUCUGUACAAGAAUAAGCAAAGACAUAAAUUGAUUCUAAGAAUCACUGAAAUGCUAGUGGACACAGAGUUGGACAUAGAUUUGUCAUGUUGCCGGAAAAAACAGGAGCUCGACAGCAUUCAUGUUAACGUAUUAGAACUAGCAAAAGACCGUACAGCCAAUGGUAAAAAUAUUGAAUACAUGGACUACCAUGAGACGCCAUUGUUACUGGCCGCAGCUAGGGGAAUAAUAGAAGUGGUCGAAAGGAUCAUCAAAGCCCACCCACAGGCUGUGGACUACGUGACAACAAACGACAGAAACAUUCUACAUGUCAUCAUUGCACACCGACAACUCAACAUCUUUGAAUGGAUUCAACGCCGAGAUCUUAUCUUGCACAGACUGGCCAAGAGGAUCGACGUGUUGGGCUACACAAUAUUGCACCAUGUUGGAAUCACUAAAUUCCUCAAUCAUUCCACCUUUGGUCCAGCAAUACAGCUUCAAAAUGAGAUUGACUGGUUCGAUCGCGUCUAUGAAAUGAUUCCGCACCCUUACAACAUGCAUUAUAGCAAAGACGGUUGGAAACCCCGUGAGUUCUUUGAUGAAACUCACCAGGAUAUGCUUGAUAAAGGCAAAGAAUGGAUCAAGAAAACCUCCGAGUCUUGCUCUGCUGUUGCUGUCCUCAUGGCCACUGUCGCCUUCGCCGCUGCCUUCACUGUUCCCGGUGGACUCAACUCCAAAACUGGCUCUCCAGUUCUCCUCUCUGACCCUAUCUACAUUUUGUUCACCGCCUUAGACAUCGCCUCCCUCAUCUCAUCGCUCUCCUCCUUGGUUCUGUUUCUCUUGAUCUUGACCUCCCCUUUUGAGAUGGAUGCUUUUCNUUCGACAAGAAUUGCCAAUUCAAUUGUCCUUGGGAUUCAAUCUGCUGUUCUUGUCGGUGGCGAGCACCAUGAUUGCGUUCGCUGUGGCGGUCGUGCUCACACUCAAAUCCACCAACAUGGUAUGGGCGGAAUGCCUUUUGUAUUUGGUCACACUUGCUCCAAUAACCAUUUUUGUAGUAAUGAAGUUGUCGCUGUUGAUGGAGCUGGAGAGAAGUGUUCGGAAGAGUCUACGAUUUCUUUGGAAGUUGCUACCCAUGGGUUUCCUCACCAUGUUUGUUGA
Cucurbita moschata (crookneck pumpkin) is the source of this 1373-nucleotide messenger RNA. RefSeq lists its product as uncharacterized. The record is from RefSeq and is a predicted model, not a curated record. The transcript has 3 exons. Bases 213 to 1373 code for a protein of 386 amino acids. Lineage: Eukaryota; Viridiplantae; Streptophyta; Magnoliopsida; Cucurbitales; Cucurbitaceae.